Molecule: messenger RNA, 2562 nt
Organism: Colletotrichum siamense
Lineage: Eukaryota; Fungi; Ascomycota; Sordariomycetes; Glomerellales; Glomerellaceae
Gene: PHHY-0
Product: Phenol hydroxylase
Exons: 5
Coding region: 1-2562 (853 amino acids)
Molecular function (GO): FAD binding
Source: RefSeq, a predicted model, not a curated record
AUGUCUCCAAAUACGAAGCUUGACGACGUUGACGUGAUCUUGACCCGUGGUGCUUUUCAAACUCUGCACAAGUUCGUCAAGAGUGGAUGCUCAACUGCAUUCAUCCUACAGAUGAACGUCAUCAACAAAACUCUGGUUCUCACAUACAGAGAAGAAAAGAACAAGCGAGCCAGCAGCAGGAAAAGCCCCAGCUGGGGCCACGCGUUCGAAGAGGGUUUCACUGCAUACGAUGACGAUCUCAAGGAAAGCCUCGCCCAUCACAGAGCCAUCAAAUAUCAGUUUGGCAGCCUCAAAGUUGCAGUUCUUCAUGAGGUAGACGCCUCAUACUCUGGAUCAUUCGGAUCGCCAGGGCCCGAGGAAUCUGCUGAAAGGAAGGCAAAGUAUUUGGAAAAGAGGAGCGGGGCCACCAAUCUUGGACAUUUGGUGAAGUCAAAUCAAGAUGUGGCAGUAAGACUUUUUGGGACUGGGACAGCAGCCGAGAACGUUGCGGAGAUGAAAGCGACGCAGAAGCCUUUGGCGUUGACUGGUGUCCCCAACGAGGCAAAGACCCAGUGUUGGUUUGGCAGGACCGGGACUCUCAUAUUUGGCAUACAUGAGAACGGCAUCUUCAAAAAACAUUCCGUCAGGCAGUUCGAGUUUGAGCCCUGGUGCCAGAACGCACAGGAACCCUUGCAGAAAGUCGUCUCCCUUUUCGAAAAGCUCCGUGAGCAGACCCGCCGCAUCGGCAACUGCGGCGUAGCGAUUCUCAACCCCAAAAGCUCCAGAACGCGACUGGAAAUUUGGACGCCUAUUCGAGCACUUGUCUUCAAGCCAGUUUCACCCGACACUAUGAGUUUCAAGGCAACCGAUGUCCUCAUUGUUGGGGCUGGGCCCGUCGGCCUGGUUACGGCCCUCGGUCUCGCGCAACAAGGCAUCGACACAGUUAUCAUUGAAAAGCGGGAGCUGGAGGUUCAGGAGUCCUUCGGUCGAGCCAUCACUCUCUUCCCCCGCACCCUCGAGCUCUUGGAGCAGGUGGGCGUGGCCGAAGACAUGGUUCAAGUGGGAAACGUCGCACGAGGAAUCGCCGCCUACCAGGAAGGUAAAAGAACGCCAGCCGUGGGCCAGCAGACGAUGUUCACCGCCAUGAACGGAACGUUUCACAACUACGUUCUCAACAUCCGACAGAAAAACUCCCAGGCGAUCUUUGCAGCCAAAUACAAGGCCGUUUCGGGAAACGAGGUCCAAUAUCAAUGGGAGCUCAUCGAUUAUCAAAUCGACCAAAGCCCUCAGGACGGUUACAAUAUCACAGCUGUCCUUCAACAUCCCCAGCACGGCAGAAGCUCGGUUAGGUGCAAGUACCUGGUCGGCGCCGACGGUGUACAGUCUCAAGUUCGACAACUUGCAAAUAUUGAAAUGGUCGGCGACGAAACAGCCUACGAAUGGGUCCGCUUCGACGGCCGUAUCAUGACCGACGUUCCCGACACUGAGCUUGGUUUUGUAACGAUCCAAAGUGCCGAGUAUGGCAAUGUCUUCUUGGUCAGACUCGAUAAGGAUGUGUUCCGCAUUGGAUACGUGUUCACCCCGGGGCUGAAGGCCAAGUAUCCCGACGGUCUUACCAAACAACAGGCUCUCGAGGAGGGACUCAAAUCCUUUCACCCCUUCAAAGUCGAGUUCGAGCGGCUCGACUGGUGGACCAUCUACACUAUCAGGCAAAAGGUGGCCGAGACCAUGAGCAAAGAUGAGUUCGUGUUCCUUGCGGGCGAUGCUGCCCACACCCACUCGUCCGGCUUUGGCCAGGGCAUGAACACCGGAGUCCAUGAUGCCAUCAACCUCUCCUGGAAGCUCGCCGGAGUUAUCAGGGGAUUGUAUCAACCAGGAGUCCUUGAUACCUAUUCUGAGGAGCGCCGUGCCGUCGCUCAGAAGGUCAUUGACAUUGACAAGACUCUGGCGGCGGUGAUGUCUGGCGACCUUCCCGAGACAUGGAACGGAUGUAGCGGCAAGCCUGAACACAGCAAGGUUCUGAGCGACUUGCUGACGUCGAACGCCAGCUUCAACAUCGGCUUCGGCGUCAGCUAUGGACCCUCCAUCAUCGUCGACAAGGCCUGCACCGGCAGUCUGGCCGUGGGUUACCGCACCCCUGACGUGCUACUCAAAUCGCCUGGUGCUUGCACUCCCAUCCGCCUGCAAAGCAUCAUCCACAAGAACACCGGGAAGUGGAACCUGCUCAUCUUCGCUGGUCGCCAUUUCCAACAGAGAGAAAAGCUGGCUGCACUGCGUGAGGCGCUGAAGUCUACGAAUUCUCUCACCAAACACGCUCAGACGUUGAGCCUCACGACCAUUGUGUCCGGUACUAUUUCCAACACAUGGGACGUUUUCGACGGGCUUCCCCCGAGCUUCGUCUACUGCGACGUUGACGGCCAAGGACACAACAGCUAUGGCAUGUCGGCCACAAGCGGCGGGCUUGUAGUACUUCGCCCAGAUGGCUUCUUGGCUGCUACUUACCCCAUCGAAGAUAUUCAGGAAGUCGCUGCUUUCUUGGACGGUUUCUGUUCUGACAACACCAAAGCACUCCCCAUCGUUUAA